This is a messenger RNA of Propithecus coquereli (Coquerel's sifaka), 1921 nucleotides long. RefSeq names its product lengsin, lens protein with glutamine synthetase domain (gene LGSN). Gene Ontology annotation, molecular function: glutamine synthetase activity. Gene Ontology annotation, cellular component: cytoplasm; membrane. Bases 39 to 1568 code for a protein of 509 amino acids. Lineage: Eukaryota; Metazoa; Chordata; Mammalia; Primates; Indriidae. The record is from RefSeq and is a predicted model, not a curated record. The transcript has 4 exons.
GUGGUUUACAAAGCUGACUUAAAUAAAAAAGUGUUGAGAUGAAUGAUGAAGAGGACUUUCUGCAGGAGGAUACAACAAAAGAUGAAGUCAAUGAGACUGAAGCUAGCAAGAUGAAUAAAUUAAGAAGGACAAGAAAGAAAGUCACUAAAUCACAUGUUUGUUCAACUGAAGUGGGAGACAUGGAUAUAUCCAAUUCAAAUGAUUGCACCAGAGACAUCAAUCAAAUUUUGAUCACACCUCAACUCUCUUCUAGAAUGAAACACAUUAAACAAGCAAUGGCCAAAAAUCACCUCCAGUUUGUGCGAUUUGAAGCAACAGAUCUCCAUGGUGUGUCCAGGUCUAAGAGUAUCCCUGCACAUUUUUUUCAAGAAAAAGUGGUCCAUGGUGUUUACAUGCCCCGAGGUUAUCUUGAAUUGAUACCGAAUCCUAGGGACAAUGAAGUGAAUCACAUAAGAGCCACAUGUUUUAACAGUGACAUAGUCCUAAUGCCAGAGUUAUCGACAUUUAGAGUUCUGCCAUGGGCUGAGAGAACCGCAAGAGUGAUUUGUGAUACCUUCACCGUGACCGGCGAGCCUCUGCUGACUUCUCCGAGGUACAUUGCAAAGAGGCAGCUGAACCAGCUGCAGGACUCUGGCUUUUCUCUGCUCUCUGCCUUCAUCUAUGAUUUUUGCAUUUUUGGUGUGCCUGAAAUUAUCAACUCAAAGACCAUAUCUUUUCCUGCAACAACAUUACUAAAUAACCAUGACCAGCCCUUCAUGCAGGAACUCGUUGAUGGCUUAUAUCACACAGGAGCCAACGUCGAGAGCUUUUCCUCCUCUACCAGGCCUGGUCAGAUGGAAAUCUGUUUUCUGCCCGAAUUUGGCAUUAGUUCAGCCGAUAAUGCAUUUACUCUCAGAACAGGUGUCAAAGAAGUGGCAAGGAAAUAUAAUUACAUUGCAAGCUUUUUCAUUGAGACUGGAUUCUGCAAUUCGGGAAUUCUGUCUCACAGUCUCUGGGAUGUAGGUGGGAAGAAAAACCUCUUCUGCAACAGUUCUGGAGUUGAGCAGCUCACAGUCACUGGGAAGAAAUGGUUGGCAGGACUCUUGAAGCACUCUGCUGCUCUCAGCUGCCUGAUGGCACCUGCCGUUAGCUGCCGAAAGCGUUAUGCCAAGGAGAGUAAAGACCAGAAGGACAGUGUGCCUACAACAUGGGGAUACAAUGACAACAGCUGUGCGUUUAAUAUCAAGUGUCAUGGUGAGAAAGGCACCCGGAUAGAAAACAAACUAGGCUCAGCAACAGCAAACCCUUACCUGGUGCUGGCUGCGACUGUUGCUGCAGGCUUAGAUGGACUUCACGGUAGCGAUGAGGUCUUGGCUGGCCCGGAUGAGAGCACAGACCUUUACCCAUCAAAGCCUUCUGAGAUCCCUUUGAAACUGGAAGAUGCCCUUGUGGCACUGGAGGAAGAUCAAUGUCUGAGAGAGGCUCUAGGGGAAACUUUUAUUCGAUAUUUUGUUGCCAUGAAGAAAUAUGAGUUGGAAAAUGAAGAAACAGAUGCUGAGAGAAAUAAAUUCUUAGAGUAUUUUAUUUAGAAUUAGAACACUUAACUAUUCCUUUAGAGAUGUGAUUAUUACUUAAGUAGCUAAUCUACCAGAACCAAAAGACAGAACUUUUGUAAUUAAUGACAAGAUUACAAAUGUUUUUGUGAUUUUUUUUUGUCCCAUGGAAUAUUUGACAGAUGAAGUGGGACUGCUGAGAGGAUUCUGAUAACAGAAAUAAACAAUAAAGUUGCGGUGAAGCUGUAAUAUGCAAAUUUACUAGAUCUUGACAGUUAAUCAUCAUUUUUCUGUGUAUGUUGACCUAGAUAGGAAUAUUCAGUUCCUUGGGCAAUAAAUAUCUUUAAAAAAGACUUAAACAUUAGAAAGCAAAAUUUAAACGACUAAAA